Cooperia oncophora is the source of this 324-nucleotide messenger RNA. The record is from the annotation of a GenBank genome assembly. NCBI's taxonomy places the organism in Eukaryota, Metazoa, Nematoda, Chromadorea, Rhabditida, Trichostrongylidae.
AUGUGUUUGCAAGAAUUCAGGCUAUUGACAGGUACAUCGUUCUCCACAGCAGCCGCCGCAUCAACUUCAGCGCCGCCAAACCACAACAACGACAGAGUAAAAUUCCUUCUGAAAGGUGAUGAGCUCGAGAAAAAAAUGGGAACUGUAUCAUUGAAUGGACAAAAAAUCCUCCGUACGCCCCAAAUCCUUGAGACGCGAGGGGCGCUUUACGGUUUAGCUGCAACAACUGAGCCGACAACCACUACUCUCCAGUUGACGACGCUCGAUACAAGCAACAAUCAUACGGCCAUCGGACGGCAAGUCAGCUACUUCCAAAAGACGUAG